AUGCUGCAGGGGUCUGAUAUAUCAAAUAAUGAAUUUAUAGCUAUUUCUUCAAACACAUUGAUAUUGAUAUCAAAAGCACAUUCCCUGUCUAUACGAUUUAUAGAACUAUCUGAAUUUGAUACUAUAAGAGUUGAAAUAUUUGCAAAUAGUGGUUCGGGACAAUUAUAUAAAGAAAUAUCUAAAGCUAUAUCAAAAAAACAUAAAUUUGGUAAAAUUUGGGGAUUAGGAAAAAGGAUAAUGGUUAAUGCAAUUGAAUAUAGCAAUGAUGAAAUUUAUUGUGAAAUUCUUGAUUUUUUUUUCAUAAUGGAUAUUCAAAAUUCUAUUGAACGACAGUUAAGAGGUCGACCUAAAUCAGGUUCAAAAAGAAUUAAGAGUAUAUUAGAGAAGCUUAAUAACAAAACUAAAUAUAAGUGCAAGAUUUGCAAACAAAUAGAUUAUAAUAGUAAAACUUGUAAGGAAAAAGAGCUGUCGGAUGUUAAUUCAAAUGAAGAAAAUGAAGAAAUCAAGAGGUAA
Molecule: messenger RNA, 513 nt
Organism: Dentiscutata erythropus
Lineage: Eukaryota; Fungi; Glomeromycota; Glomeromycetes; Diversisporales; Gigasporaceae
Source: the annotation of a GenBank genome assembly